GUGAGGUCAGGUACUGGCUAGAUUCAUAAAGAUGUUUGUACAACAGAGAGCAGCAAAUGGGUUCCUACGCCUCUUGUGGAUCCUGAGUCAGCACUUCGCUCCCGCAGGGAAGGUCACCCCUACCCACACGGCCAAGAAGUUAGUAUUAGUUCAACAGCACUUAGCCUUCCCUGCCCUUGGGGCCCUCAGGAGCCUAAAUAUCCAGAUGACACCACAAACGUCAUCGGCCACUCAGCUAUCAGUCACUCUCAAGAUUGUCGACCUUCGUAUGAUGGGAUAUCACCCUGGCUAAACAAUUUGAUGGCAAUGGUGACACGAUUCGAGAUCUAGGGGCACG
Cantharellus anzutake is the source of this 337-nucleotide messenger RNA. RefSeq lists its product as uncharacterized. The record is from RefSeq and is a predicted model, not a curated record. The coding region runs from base 32 to 292 and encodes 86 amino acids. The transcript has a single exon. NCBI's taxonomy places the organism in Eukaryota, Fungi, Basidiomycota, Agaricomycetes, Cantharellales, Hydnaceae.